Dinoponera quadriceps is the source of this 930-nucleotide messenger RNA. RefSeq names its product DNA repair protein XRCC3-like. Gene Ontology annotation, molecular function: ATP binding; four-way junction DNA binding; ATP hydrolysis activity. Bases 172 to 930 code for a protein of 252 amino acids. Lineage: Eukaryota; Metazoa; Arthropoda; Insecta; Hymenoptera; Formicidae. The transcript is spliced from 5 exons. Gene Ontology annotation, biological process: telomere maintenance via recombination; t-circle formation; resolution of mitotic recombination intermediates. Gene Ontology annotation, cellular component: Rad51C-XRCC3 complex; replication fork. The record is from RefSeq and is a predicted model, not a curated record.
CGCCAUGAGAGCCAUAAAAAAAAGUCACGAAUACCAUCUAAUGUUCAAUCUACCGAAGAUGUACGGAAACAUGUCGAACUGAAAGACCGGUUGUCCGAACUGCCAAAUAAUAUAACCGCCAGUCAACAUACCAGCGCGAUACGUCGAACGUAUCGAACAAUAAAAUAUGAAAUGGAACAUUUGCUAGUGACGGAAGCUGUCGGAAAACGGGAGAGAUUUCUCACGACCGGUUGUUCAAACUUGGACGCAAUAUUGAAAGGCGGCAUACCUUGUCGCGGCGUCACGCAGUUUUACGGCGCGGCCGGUACCGGAAAAACGCAAUUGGCCUUGCAGUUGUGCCUUACCGUCCAAUCGCCGGUGAGCGCGGGCGGUCUCGAAGCUGGUGCCAUAUACAUUUGCACGGAAGCUACUUUUCCAUCGAGACGGUUGCAACAGUUGAUAGAGAACUCCGAGAUAGCUAAAACUCAUUCCGUGAGUGGAGAUGUCAUAUUCGUGGACCAUACAUCUACUAUUGAUGAAUUGGAAUAUUGCUUGCACCACAAGGUCCCAGCACUGAUGAAUGCUCAUAAAAUAGGAUUGCUAAUAGUUGAUUCAAUAGCUGCUCCUUACAGAGUGGAGGAUUGGGAGGACCCGUCACGAGGCAAAAGUUUAAGGAAAGUUGGAAGACAGUUGCAUGAAUUAUGUAAAAAUAGUGACCUGUGUGUGAUCUGUCUUAAUCAGGUCUCGGCAGUUAUAGAUAGAAAUAUUAUUUCCGAUGACGUGGAUGAACAGCCAGCUCUGGGACUCACGUGGUCGAGCAUGAUUACCUCCUCUAUACGCUUCUACAGAAGAGUCUCCACACGAUAUGCUUGCAUAAUGUUAGCCUCACACUUGCCAAGGAUUAUCUUUAAUUUCGAAGUUAGUGGAUCUGGAGUCAGGGUAAUUAAAUAA